Molecule: messenger RNA, 4295 nt
Organism: Pogonomyrmex barbatus (red harvester ant)
Lineage: Eukaryota; Metazoa; Arthropoda; Insecta; Hymenoptera; Formicidae
Gene: Rrp5
Product: Ribosomal RNA Processing 5
Biological process (GO): rRNA processing
Cellular component (GO): nucleolus; small-subunit processome
Molecular function (GO): RNA binding; protein binding
Source: RefSeq, a predicted model, not a curated record
GGACUCUCCCAUGGAGAAACAAGUGGGACGAGGUGAUACACGUGUAUUAAUAUAAAAUUUUUCUGUCAAUAUAACUUGUAUUAUAUAAAUUAAGAUGACGCUACAAAGUUUUCCUCGAGGAGGAAAGAAAUCCGAAAUUAAAAAGACUGUAGAUUUGCUUUUUGAGGAUAAACAUAAACCGCAUAAACCCAAGAAGAGUAAAAUACAGACAAAGAAAAAAGAUGAGAAUGUAAUUGUAGAGGAAAUAAAUCUUAUUGCUACUACUGCAGAUCGUUUAUCCAAAAUGAUGUUACGUGAGGGACUGGUACUUCUUGGACGGGUUUCUGAAAUAUCAGAAUAUGAUUUAUUAGUGUCUAUUCCUGGUGGAUUCUUAGGACGUAUAGUAGCUGCAGAUCUUAGUCAGUCAUAUACAAGUCUAUUACAAGAAAUAAUUGCUUCAAAGGCUAUUCAGUCUAAUGAAUUUAAAACUUUACCAGAUUUAUAUAAAUCUGGUGACUAUGUUGUAUGCUAUGUCAAAAGUAUUAACAGCGAAGAAAAAUGGUUCUGUAGUUUAUCUAUGGAACCACAAUUGAUAAAUCAGAAUGUUUAUAGUAAUUAUCUUGUAAAAGAUACAAAAAUAAUUUGUAGCAUCAAGAGCAUAGAAGACCAUGGCUAUGUAAUUGAUACAGGCAUGGUUAACGUUAAAGCGUUUCUUGCUACUGAAGACAUUGACAAAGGAAAGCAAUAUUUUCCAGGUAUUCAACUUUUGUGUUCUAUCAAAGAAAUAAAAACGGUAGAUAAUGUAUCUAUUAUCAAAUUGUCAGCUAAGAAGAAAAAGAUUGAUAAUGUCAGCACGCAUGAAAUAACAUCCUUAGACAUUUUAACUCCGGGAACAAAAUUGUCUCUUUCUGUAAGAAAGGUGCUCUCUAAUGGCUUGCAAGUUACAUUUGGAAAGAAUAACAUAGGAUACAUAAAUCGGAUUUACUUGGAUAAACCCUUAUCUAUGUAUACAGAAAAUAUGAAAAUGAUUGGCACAUUGUUAUACAUAUUACCAACUGUGAAAUUAGCAUAUUUUAGUUUAUUGACUGACGUAUCUGAAAAGGAAAAGUUGCGGAUAGGCGACAUUAUAGACAAAGCCAAAGUUUUAUAUAGAGAAUCUAAUGGCAUAAUACUGAAGUUGUCUAAAUCUGGAUUACGUGGAUACGUUUCUUCGCGAAAAACAAAUGUCCCGUUUGACAAAAUUCCAAUCAAGUUCAAGGAAGGUUCUACGCAUAAAUGUAGAGUACUCGCAUACGGCUGGAUGGAACAUUUUUACAUCUGUACAAUGGAAGAAGAAAUUUUAAAGCAAAAGUAUUUUUCAUCCCUUGAUGUUAAUAUCGGCGAUAUUCUGCCUGUGACUAUCACACAUAUUGAACCUAACUACAUACAUGUGCAAGCGGGAAAGAUUUGGGGAACUGUCUCAAUGGAACAUAUAUCUGAUGAUGAUCAGAGUAAACAUAAAUUAAAAGUCGGAGAUAACAUCGAGGCGAGAGUCUUGGAUAAAGACUAUGACACAUAUAAAAAUCAUGUGAAGUUUACGCUAAAGCAAUCGUUAAUAAAAAGUAAAUUACCAGUUUUGCAGGAUCUUAGCGAAGCUCAAUGCGGAUCGAAAUAUCACGGUACGAUCAGCAAAGUGAGUAAGAAAGGCUUGUUGAUAAGGUUUUAUCGGUCAGUGAAAGGAUGGGUCCCACGUAAUACAUUGAACUGGAAUACAUAUUUCUCCUAUGGUCAGACAGUUAAGGUAUGCGUUGAGUCGGUGAAACAAGACGAAGAUAGAAUGAAACUGAGAAUUAUCGAAGAAGAGGAAGAACAACAAUCUGUCAGUUUUACGGUUGGAGAAAUAGUUGAAGGAAUAAUAACGGAAUCAUCCAUUAAGGGAAUAUCUUUGAGGAUACAAAAAGAGGAUAAAGUUGUAACAGGCUUUUUACCAGCAGGUCAUCUGGCCCCGUGUAUAGAUAUCGGUAAAUUACUGGCCUCUAAAUCUGCUCCCGGGGAUCUAAUUUCGGCUGCUGUGUUUGCUCCAAAAUAUAUGUCAACUUUAAUAUUAUCACGCACUUUUGUGACAGAGGAAAAAUAUAAGAAUUUUGAAUCAUUAAAAGUGGGCGAUUGCAUUCCAUGCACAAUCCGUGAUAUCGUUCAAGACGGCGUAAAGGUCAUUUUGCCGAUCGAAAAUUACUCAAAAUUUGGAUUCGUGUCAUACAAGAAUAUUAGCAAUUAUGAGCAAUUAGUCGAAAAUCAGAUAUUAUUCGUUAAAGUUACCGCCAUCAAUGUACGAGGAAAACUACUGUCUUUAACGAUGUCGUUGAAAGAUGUGUGUGAUAGUCCACUUGAUUACAAAGUCAAGUUGAUGGCAGCAGUGGACAUCCUGAGUUUGUACCUCAAUAAAUUAUCGGAGCUAGCAAGGAACACAUUUUACGAGAACAGACCGAUCUCGUCGGUAACUCUGGGUCAAAAGAUCACGGGCACUGUUACGAAAGUAACUGAACAUGGUCUGGUGCUUCAGUUAGAUAAUCAUUUGAUGAGUACAGUACGUAAAGAUCAUUACAUUGGUAAUCCUAAAGUCGGGGACAAGGUAUCUGGUGUGAUUUUGUGGAAAGAUUACGUCCAUGAACUCGUUGAUGUAUCAUUACUACCAAGAAUAAUCAACAGCAUUAGCUCGAAACAAAAAACAUUACCAGAUUUACCCACUGAUGUCAUGUUAAAAGGGCAGAUCCUUAUAAUUACUAAGUGGCUGAUACUCGUUCUCGUAAAGCGUAACGGUACGGGAUAUUUGGCGGCAUUGCCUGUCCGUCGACACGCUAACGACAUUUCUCCCGAUUUGACACCUUACAAGAUUCACAAUAAAAUACGAUUGUAUGUUAUAACGAAGGGAGCCGAGUCCGACAUUGUUCCAAUUUGUAUGCUGAAGUCUGCUUUUGAAAUUCGGAAAAGAGAGGUCGUAACGGAGUUAUCUUCCAUCAAAAAUAAAUCGAAAAAAAGAAAAAAAGUACUCGAGGAAGACGAUAUGGAUCUUGUAGCUUCAUCAAAGAAAAUAUCGAAGAAAGAAAAUGAAGAUAAAAAUGAAGAUAUAGAUGAAGUUGAAAAUAAAGUUGAAGUCAAAGUCAAAGAAGAAGAAAAUAGAAUAAAAGAUAUAGAUGAAAAUUCUGAAUCUCUCUCACACGAAGAAUCUAUUAACAAAGAAGAAGAUGAAAUGGAGGAGGAGGAGGAACCGGUAAUAGAAAAAUCGCGUAUUCCGGAAUGUGGAUUUUCUUGGGACGACAAAGCAAAUUUGACUGCUACCGCCAAUAUCGAAACAUCCAGUGACGACGAAGAGGAACCCGAAGAGGAACCUAAACGGAAGAAGAAGAAAUUGAGUGCGGCUGAGCGGCGGGAGCAAGAACGACAGAAGGAACGUGAGAUCCGUCAACGGGAAGAAGCUCUGGCAAGCAAUCAGAUGCCCAAUUCAAUCGAUCAAUUCGACAAAUUGGUUUUGUCGAGCCCCGACAGUUCAUUGAUAUGGCUGCAGUAUAUGGCGUAUCACCUGCAAGCCACGGAGAUCGACAAGGCAAGAGCGGUUGCAAAACAAGCUAUCAAAACAAUCAAUUUUAGAGAAGAGAACGAACGAUUGAACGUGUGGAAUGCAUGGUUGAAUCUUGAGUCCAGAUAUGGUACCGCUGAAUCCUUGAAGGAUGUAUUCCAGGAAGCCGUUAGGACGAACGAUGCUUACAAAGUAUACUUGCACAUGCUAACUGUACACGCGGAGGCUGGUAGAACGACCGAGCUCGAAAAAUUGGUCAGCACUGUAAUCGCCAAGUUCAAACAGAAUCCUCAGACGUGGAUAGACUGUGGCAGCGCGUUGCUGAAAAUCGGUAUGAAAGAAAAGUCGCGACAAAUCAUGCAACGGGCAUUACAAUCCCUGCCCGCAUCUCAGCAUGUAAAUCUUCUGGUAACCUUUGCAAAUUUGGAGAAUAAGCUAGGAGACAAAGAACGGGCAUAUACGUUAUUCGAGAACGUCCUGAGCUCUUAUCCCAAACGUGUUGAUGUGUGGUCAUGUUACGUGGAUUGCUUGAUAAAGUCUGAGAACAUUGAUGUAGCUAGGAAAGUGUUGGAACAAGCCAGUGUCCUGACAUUACCAUUGAGAAAAAUGAAGGUCCUUUUCUCAAAAUAUCUUGCUUUCGAGGAAAAAUAUGGUACACCCGAGGCUGCAGAUCGUGUACGGCAGAUGAUUGCGGAUUAUGUAAAGAGAUUGUAAAUAAUAUUCUCUUUUUAUAAAUAAAUGUUAAUAAAUGUUUUUAUAA